Cajanus cajan (pigeon pea) is the source of this 1110-nucleotide messenger RNA. RefSeq names its product Bifunctional inhibitor/lipid-transfer protein/seed storage 2S albumin superfamily protein. The record is from RefSeq and is a predicted model, not a curated record. NCBI's taxonomy places the organism in Eukaryota, Viridiplantae, Streptophyta, Magnoliopsida, Fabales, Fabaceae.
GCGUGUGCCAGCUUGCAAAACUUGGCAUCUGCCUUUUGAUUGUAGCUAGCUGCUAGCCCCAUCUUCACGUGAUCUGCUUCAACCCGGCCUCUUUUGUUUGCUUCUCCUCCUAUAAAUUAAUCAUCCUCUCUCUUUACCAUCUCCACUACACCACUCCUCUCUCUUUCUCCAUCAUGGACUCCUCAAAGAUCUAUGCCUACCUCUUCCUCUGCAUGCUCCUCAUCUCCUCUGCCACCCCCAUUCUCGGCUGCGGCUACUGUGGCAAUGGCAAACCCCCCAAGAAGCACCAACCCAAACCAAAGACACCUGUUGUGAGGCCUCCAGUCACAGUUCCUCCCAUUGUCAAGCCACCAGUUGUUAUCCCUCCCAUCACAGUGCCUCCAAUUGUGAAGCCACCAAUUACACUUCCACCAAUAGUGAAGCCCCCAGGCAUUCUCCCCCCGGUGCUAAACCCACCAUACACACCUUCACCAUCACCAGGGAAUAACAAGGGAACUCCAUGCCCUCCACCCAAGUCCCCAGCACAGGCUACAUGCCCCAUUGACACGCUCAAACUCGGUGCCUGUGUGGAUCUCCUUGGUGGCUUGGUCCACAUUGGUUUGGGAGACCCCGUUGCCAACCAGUGCUGCCCCGUGCUUCAAGGACUCGUUGAGCUUGAAGCUGCCGUUUGUCUUUGCACCACUCUUAAGCUCAAGCUUCUCAACCUCAACAUUUAUGUCCCACUUGCUCUUCAGCUUCUUGUCGCUUGUGGAAAGUCUCCUCCUCCUGGUACACUUGCUCCCUCUAAACCAGUGAUGAAAAGAUUGAGGAAUAUAUGGUCAAAAUCGACAUGAGAGGAUGUCGAGCCACUCCAAUCUAUCUCUCUUCUCUCUCCUUUGAUUGGAAUUGCUGUUGUUUCUUUUGCUAUUAUUUGUAAAACCAUUUGUUUGAUGCAUGUAUGUUUUAAUCCUAGGCAAGUAGCAGCAAGAUGCUUCUCUGUGACAUUUUUAAUUAUUUAUAUGAAUUGUGCUUUGUUAAAUUUAUCUCUCUCUUGUUGUAUAACAUUUGCUUCAGUUGGGGAUCUGCUGUUCCAUCUCCAAUCUCCAAAGAAAAAAAAUCUUAAUUACCAUA